Messenger RNA from Cylindrotheca closterium, 483 nucleotides. NCBI's taxonomy places the organism in Eukaryota, Bacillariophyta, Bacillariophyceae, Bacillariales, Bacillariaceae. The record is from the annotation of a GenBank genome assembly.
AUGUUCUUUUCCAAACAAGUAUCUACUACUCUUGCAUUCCUCAUUUUGGCUUCUACAACUGUGGAUGGGCGACGCCGAAGACCCCUAAUUACCAAAGGAGAGUAUGAAUUCGGUCAGAACGCAACCGAAGCAGAAGAAGCCGACUGCGCGGGCUCACCUGACUUUUCCUGCAAGUUCUCGGUACACCGUGAGGAAGGAGUCUUUGUCUGUCGAAGCUGGAUCAACAAGAAUGGUAUCGAACGAAAAAAGGUUGGAUGCUUCCCAUCAGAUCGAUCCAUACUAGGAACGGACGAGUGCGGAUGCUGCGGGAAAGAAUGUCCUACCAUAUGCAAUACAUGCACUUGCAAAACCGAACGAGGAAGGGCUGGAGCAUACAUUGUAUACGAAGGCAGAGAUGAACCUGUCUGCCGUUCCACAUUCAUCGCCACAAAGUUGGUCCACAGAGACGAAAGCAUUGCAUGCCUAGCGGACUGCGAUUUUUGA